CAGAUAAAGGUAUAGGAUGACCUUCACUAACAGGAAUUUUACUCUUAUCUGACAAAUGGAUAUAUUAAUUGCAACAUUCUUUACGACAAUUGCCAUAUAUAGCGUCAGCGCCCAGCCUAGCCAGUGUCCGUUUGGAUGGAAACAGCGUGGUUUAUCUUGUUAUGCUUUCUUCAUUGAUGUCCCAGACGGAUGGACUGAAGCAAUGUUAUACUGCAAUGCACUUCAGGCCAAAUUAGUGGAAAUAGAGACAGAAGUAGAGGAUGAAUUUCUUCGUAUUUACUUAAUGGACCAUGGAUACAAGGGUCAGUUUUGGAUUGGUUUGACUGAUGCUUUAGUGGAGGGACACUGGGUCUGGGAGAGCACCCAGAAAAGCCCAGGUUAUACUGGCUGGGGGCCGGGGGAACCCAAUAAUGGGGGACACCAUGAAGACUGUGCCCAUCUGUAUGACGCUAUUUCCUUCCACUGGAACGAUGUCCCAUGUGACAGGAAGUACAACUUUAUUUGCGAAAAAGAACUUGAUGAUGAUGGAGGUAUCAUUGGAUAAAAUUCUGACUCUAC
Messenger RNA from Saccostrea cuccullata (small rock oyster), 558 nucleotides. RefSeq names its product perlucin-like. Gene Ontology annotation, molecular function: signaling receptor activity. The record is from RefSeq and is a predicted model, not a curated record. The transcript has 5 exons. NCBI's taxonomy places the organism in Eukaryota, Metazoa, Mollusca, Bivalvia, Ostreida, Ostreidae. Bases 56 to 544 code for a protein of 162 amino acids.